Molecule: messenger RNA, 4154 nt
Organism: Caenorhabditis sp. 36 PRJEB53466
Lineage: Eukaryota; Metazoa; Nematoda; Chromadorea; Rhabditida; Rhabditidae
Source: the annotation of a GenBank genome assembly
AUGACGAGUUGUAAUACUCUCGCUCAAAAAUUCAGAUGUGAGUUCUUUUGCACUGAAAAAUAAAAUAACCGAAUCGUCUGCUGAUAAGAAAAACGAUUCCGUCAGUUCCAGUCCGUCGUGAUAUAAUACUCCGUCCGUCUGCCUGCUUGUUUGUUUUCUGUUUAUUGUGCUCCGAUAUUUUAUCGAAGCUUUGUUUAAGUUACUCUUUUCUCCCUUUCCAAAACAAAAAUACUGCAAAAGGCGGGCGCGCACGUGUUCGCUGGCUGUCGCAUGUCCCAGAACAUUUUUGAAUUGUCUCUGUUUCUCUUCUUCUCGCGCUUUACACAACUCUUCCUGUUUAAAUUUAAUUACUUUUGCCAAAAUGCUAAUUCGAAUGCAAAUUUCUCUUGGAAUAAUUUUUUGAUGGCAAGUGACAUAACAAUGUGAAAACUGGGAGUUCUUAUCGGAACGAAAUAGUCGCCGUUCUCUCUUUUUCUUUACUCUGCAAAAGCGGGGUCGCGGAAGUUAUGUAAAUAUGUUUCCCUCAGAUAAAAACGGGUGUAUUGUUUAUGUUUUUAUUGGAAUGCCUUCCAAACUUUCUCCAUCUACAGUAUCCCUGUUGACACUUUUUUGCGAGUCACAUGCCGAACACCCCUUCUUCUUAAAGCCGAGUGUUUUACCCCGAAAAGACAAAACACCUGCCCCACAUCUGGCUAGGUUUUCACAAAAGCGUUGAAAACAAGAAUAGUUUGUCGGGCGCUGUUUUGAAAAAAAAAUUAAAGAAAAGUCGAGAAGGAAUUUCGAGCAUUUCAAACAAUCUUGUCUGCCCAGAGCGGGCUGUAAUGCAUUCUCUGACGGUUUUCCUCCCAGGCUGUUUCGUUCUAUUCAGAAAAUAGAUAUUUCCGUUUCCUUUUUUUUCGUGGGCAAUAUACCGUGGGAAAUAUCUCCCUUCUCCUCUUUUCCAUUUCUAUAUCGACCGCUCUUGUCACGAGGGACUGUUCUACAUGUCCCUAUUCUAUUUUCGCUGACUUCACACUGCGAUGUUGGGAAGAAAAUGAAGAAAAUCCAUGGUGCUCCGAAAAAGCCGGCAUCUGGUAGUGAGGAAACAGGUCUUCAAUCGUGACCACAAGAUAAAUAGCAAAAAAAAGAGCAGCUCCAACCCACUUUCCCGUUCAACUUCUCGUCAUAAAAAUGCUCAUUAUCCUUUUAAUGUUACGCGUGUUCUUGUUUUGGCUUUUCCAUCAUCUGCUCCACCGUAUCCUCUGUUUCUGUCAACUCGAUCACUUGCAGAUGCAUGUGAUGGGCGGGGCUUGAACAUCACUUGCCCGCCCAUGCCGCUUUUGAUUGGAUUCGAACAGCCGAAACGAUCGAGUCCUCUUCUCUCUCUCUCUCCCUCUCUUUUCUGCUCAUAAAAAGGGUCGUCCGACGGCCAUUCCGACACGGCUUUUUCUCUGUGCCGUUGAAACUCUGCGUCUCCGCAAUAAACGAAAACAUCGCUGAAAACCAUUCCACCGAAAUAUCUGUCGUUUUGAUAGGAAACUGUUUGAUGGGCUGUCGAUUUGAUUCGAUGUGUCUUCUGAAGUGACGCAUCAGGCCGCUCGCUGGUCGGCUCGCUUCUAUGAUUCAUACCGUCCACGGUCCUUUUCUCUUUUUUGUUGAUAGAAUAAAAGCCAUGUGACAUAGGGAAACGCGUGUAGAAACUCACGGGUCUCUCACUUCUUCUCUCUUCUCCGCUCAAAUUUGUUCACUGAAAUUCUUUCAGCUAUGGUCAUUCCUAGUACGUUGAUGAAGAAACAACAAAAAACAGAAGGCCGUUUUGACUUGGCCAUCAGCUUGGCGGCUGCCGGACAUCUGAAGAUAGGAGGAUACGCCAUCAAAGAAUCCAUCGGAAAAGGAGCAUUCGGAGCUGUGAAAAGUCAGUUCGCCUCAUCGAUUUCCCUUGCAGAAACCAGUUUUCAGGAGGAACUCACAUUAAAACUGGCUUCGACGUUGCCAUCAAGAUUCUGAAUCGUUCGAAGAUGAAGGGAAUGGGAACUGUUCUGAAGACUCGCAACGAAAUCGAGAAUCUGCAAACACUGACGCAUCCGCACAUCACCCGUCUGUUCCGUGUUAUCAGCACUCCGUCCGACAUCUUCCUCAUCAUGGAGCUUGUUUCUGGCGGCGAGCUGUUCAGCCUCAUCACCAAAAAGGGAUCUUUGCCGGUGAAAGAGAGCCGUCGUUACUUCCAGCAGAUCAUUUCGGGAAUCAACUACUGUCACAAACACAUGAUCGUUCACAGAGAUCUGGUCAGUUGUUGGCACUAGGGUUGGCAGCGGGGAGUCCCGUGCCUCCGACCGGUUUUUCCAAAAUCGAGCAGGAAUUUUUUUUUUGAAAAAUUUUAUCAACGCACGUCGAUAAUGAAUAAUCUCAUUAAUCUUUUUAAUUUUUUUCAGAAUUUUAAUUACACUUUAAGGUCCCGGGGGCGAACGGGGGCGUGUGGGGCGCGGGACGCCCCCUUCACCCCUGUAGUAACGCGGGGCGAGGGGUCGCCCCGUUGCCAACCCUAGUUGGCACCUCGUCUCCACUCAUUUCUGUUUCAGAAGCCCGAGAAUCUUCUACUCGAUCACAACAAAAACAUCAAAAUCGCCGACUUUGGUCUCUCCAACUACAUGAGCGACGGCAAUUUGCUUUCAACUUGCUGUGGUUCUCCGAACUACGCGGCUCCAGAACUCAUCACCAAUUCCCUGUACAUCGGCCCCGAGGUGGAUGUCUGGUCGUGCGGAAUCAUACUCUACGCGAUGCUCUCCGGAACUCUUCCGUUCGAUGAUCAACACGUACCAACUCUUUUCAAGAAAAUCAAAUGUGAGGAUGCGUUCACUCUGAUUUUCAAGCAAAUUUUGUUCCAGCCGGCUUAUACGUUGUUCCAUACUCAAUGGAAAAGGAGGCGGCGAAUCUGAUUCAAAUGAUGUUGACAGUGGAUCCUUUGAAAAGAGCCGAUAUCAAAAAAAUUGUGUACGUUCUGUCCAAAGCUUCUGUACAAUCACCAGUUUUUUGAUAGGAACCACGCCUGGUUCCAAGUGGAUCUUCAGUUCUACUUGUUCCCGGAAUGCGAGAACGAGUCGUCAAUUGUGGAUAUUGAUGCGGUACAGAGCGUUGCCGAGGUGAGAAGGAGUCGGACGUUUCGGAUGGACCAGAUAUCGUUUUUAGAAGUACUCUGUCAAGGAGGAGGACGUGACGUGUGCGCUGCUUGCAGAAGAUCACCUGCAUAAUCUAUCGAUAGCGUAUCGCCUCGAGGUGAAUCACAAGCGAAAUUCCGACGAGCAAUCGCAGAAGGCGAAAGAUGAUUUCUGGGAAAUCGGGCGACACGCUAACAUCGAGCCCACUAGUUCGUCGUCGAAAGUGUGACGGAUUAUAUGCAUUGAUGAGAUUACAGAGAACGUCAGUCGCAAGAUUCUGGAAAAUCUGAAGAAAGAACAGAAAAAGUUGACGUGGAAUUUGGGAAUCCGCGCGACUUCGGAUCCAGUGGACACAAUGAGUCACAUCUUCAAAAGACUCAAAAUGGCGGACAUGGAGUGGAAAAUUUUGAGCAUGUAUCACAUCAUCACUCGUGUCAAACCAACACCAACGAACCCGGAUCCAGCCAGAGUUUCUCUUCAGCUGUUUGCCCUCGAUAAUGACAAAAGCGGAUAUCUGUUGGACUUCAAAGGAAUCAUUGACGACGAAGAAGGUGGGAAAUUGGAGAAAUCGGCACCAGAGUCAACCGAUCGUUUUCAGCGAACCCGCCGGCUCGCAGUCGUUCCCGUGCGGCCUCGGUUUCCAUUUACAGCAAACCAAAGAACGACUUGAAUGGGAACACUGCGAAACCGCCCGUUUCCUCUCCCAUGACGCCAUGUGAACAGCUUUCUUUUGUGGAAUGACUAAUAUAUCCUUUUUCAGCCAUCAUGAUCCCGAAAGUUCGUGUCGAAGACACUGACGCUUCGAUGAAUUCGCUGAACAGCAGUGUCUAUCAGGCUGAUAACGAAGUGAACACAGCUCCAUCGAAUUUUAGAUAUCCUGUUAAUCUUCAGAAUUCCAUGGACAGCUUGGAUAAAAUCUCAACGCUCUCGCUGGAAACGGACACAGUCGUCCGCUCUCAAACAAUGGAGUUCUUCGCCACUUGCACCGUCAUCAUGAACGCUGUUCUCGCCGAGGAUUGA